CCCCGCCCCGGGCGGGUCCCGCCUGUCCCGGAGCGCAGAGCCGCCGCACGCAGGUGUUGGACCAGGAUUUGUUCUGUGGCACCGGAGCUGUCAGCUCUGCUGGGCAGGAAAAAUGUCAGACGGUUUCUCUUUAUCUGAUGCCUUGGCCAACAGCAACAACCCGGCCCCCUGUGCCCCCCCAGGCCAGGGCUGGCCCUCCUGGGGGAACCAACCAGCAGCUCCUGGAGCAUUCCCAGGAUAUCCUGGAGCACCAGGAGCUUAUCCUGGAGCACCUGGAGCCUACCCUGGAGCACCUGGAGCCUACCCUGGAGCACCUGGAGCCUACCCUGGAGCACCUGGAGCCUACCCUGGAGCACCUGGAGCUUAUCCUGGAGCACCUGGAGCUUAUCCUGGAGCACCUGGAGCUUAUCCUGGAGGACCAGCAGGACCAGGAGCCUACCCUGGAGCACCUGGAGCAUAUCCAGGAGCACCUGGAGCAUUCCCUGGAGCGCCAGCAGCAACGGGGCCAUCUCCUGCCCCAGGACAACCAUCCAGUGGCCCUGGGUUUGGGCCUUCUGCUCCUCAGGGAGGACCAACAGCUCCACAGGGAGGAUCAGCUCCUCCCCAGGGAGGACCAACUCCUCCCAUGAAAGUCCCCUUUGAGCUGCCCCUGCAGACAGGACUCGUCCCUCGGCUGCUCAUCACCAUCACUGGGACUGUGAACCCCAACCCCAACAGGUUUUCACUGGAUUUCAAGCGAGGGAACGACGUUGCCUUCCACUUCAACCCCCGCUUCAAUGAAGACCACAAGAAAGUCAUUGUCUGCAAUUCCAUGUUCCAAAAUAACUGGGGGAAGGAGGAGAGGACAGCUCCCAGGUUUCCAUUUGAAGCUGGAAAACCCUUCAAGCUCCAGAUCCUUUGUGAGACAGAUCACUUCAAGGUGGCUGUGAAUGAUGCUCACCUGCUGCAGUACAACUUCCGUGAGAAGAGGCUGAACGAGGUCACCAAGCUCUGCAUCGGGGGGGACAUCGCCCUCACCAGCGUCGUGCCCACCAUGAUAUAACAGGGAAACUCUGGGCAAACUCUGUGCUCUUUUAUGGUGUAACACAAGUUCCUUCUCACCAGAUCACUGAGAGGUAAUAAAACAUUUAACCUGGAAAA
Molecule: messenger RNA, 1140 nt
Organism: Parus major (Great Tit)
Lineage: Eukaryota; Metazoa; Chordata; Aves; Passeriformes; Paridae
Gene: LGALS3
Product: galectin 3
Exons: 7
Coding region: 113-1042 (309 amino acids)
Biological process (GO): positive regulation of calcium ion import; negative regulation of endocytosis; neutrophil chemotaxis
Cellular component (GO): immunological synapse; nucleus
Molecular function (GO): laminin binding; IgE binding; carbohydrate binding
Source: RefSeq, a predicted model, not a curated record